Molecule: messenger RNA, 366 nt
Organism: Eimeria mitis
Lineage: Eukaryota; Apicomplexa; Conoidasida; Eucoccidiorida; Eimeriidae
Exons: 4
Coding region: 1-366 (121 amino acids)
Biological process (GO): formation of translation preinitiation complex; positive regulation of translational fidelity
Cellular component (GO): cytosol; eukaryotic translation initiation factor 2 complex
Molecular function (GO): tRNA binding; translation initiation factor activity
Source: RefSeq, a predicted model, not a curated record
AUGGCGGCCGCUGUGGACCACCUCCUUCCCCAGGACUUGUCUAAGCUGGACAUCGCCAAGCUGACUCCUUUGUCUCCAGAGGUCAUAAGCCGGCAGGCAACGAUAAACUUCGGUACCAUUGGUCACGUGGCCCACGGAAAGUCGACGGUGGUGCGGGCGGUUUCGGGUGUACAGACAGUCCGCUUCAAGCACGAAAAAGAAAGAAAUAUCACCAUUAAAUUAGGCUACGCCAACGCAAAGAUAUACAAAUGCACAAACCCUGAUUGCCCCCCCCCUGAGUGUUACCGCUCGUACGGCUCCUCAAAGGAAGAUGAUCCCCCCUGCUUGCGGCCGGGCUGUGGAGCCAAGAUGAAGCUUAUGCGGUGA